Plasmodium coatneyi is the source of this 579-nucleotide messenger RNA. RefSeq lists its product as uncharacterized. The record is from RefSeq and is a predicted model, not a curated record. The transcript has 2 exons. The coding region runs from base 1 to 579 and encodes 192 amino acids. NCBI's taxonomy places the organism in Eukaryota, Apicomplexa, Aconoidasida, Haemosporida, Plasmodiidae.
AUGAUAUCUCCUGCGAAAUUCUUUAUAUGGAACUUGAUACUUUAUUCCUGGCAAUAUCCUAACAACGUAACUGAAUUGGGCACAUCAUGGCAUAAUGGAACUACUCAGAAUGGUCCAUUAAAUAUAGGAAUUGGUCGAUCACUAAUGGGUGAAACUAAAAUACAAAAACCACCACCAUCACCACAAAAGAAUAAAUUACUUGCUAGUCCUAAGGGAGGUCCUCCUGUAAAUGCCGCGUCGGAUAGGAAGUCUGGAACGUCAAAUUCGAAGACUAAAUCAGAAGGGUCACAAUGCACAAAGAACAAUGCAAUGAAUGAAAAAAUGGAAGCCGGAACCAAAGAAUUGGACAAUAAAUUGUCAUAUCCUAUUAGUAAAAAUAAAAAGUGGAUCCUCUUCGCAUUGUCCAUUAUAGUUUUUUAUCCAGCAGCUCUGUAUUGCUUAGUCUUGUUCGUCAAAACUUAUAAUAGCUUACCACCAUAUUCCUGGACUACAUGUUACAUUACAGUUCCCAUAUUUAUAAUAUGUAUCAUAUUAAGCGUGAUCGUUGGAACGUACUACCCUUUGAAAAGGGGGUUGUAA